UUUAUGAUAUAAACACUUUUAGGCGGGGAGCACGUGGUUAGGGUUCCUCCACCACCGGGGGGAAUGGGACCCGGUUGGGGCCCGGUGAGCACGAGCGGCGAGUACACGGCGGGGUUCUCGGGACAACAUCACAACACUCCAGUGCCACCUCAUUCGCCAAACAUGGGGGGCAUGGGAGGGUACAACCAGAGCCAGUUCACGUACGAGGAACUGGCAGCGGCGACGUCAGGGUUUUCUCAGGCGAAUCUGUUGGGACAAGGCGGUUUCGGCUACGUGCACAAGGGGGUGCUGGCCAACGGGAGAGCGGUGGCGGUGAAGAGCUUGAAGUCGGGGAGCGGGCAAGGGGAAAGGGAGUUCCAGGCUGAAGUUGAGAUCAUAAGUAGGGUUCAUCACCGCCACCUUGUCUCCCUUGUUGGGUAUUGCAUUGCUGAGGGACAGAGAAUGUUGGUUUAUGAAUAUGUUCCUAAUAACACCUUGGAGUUCCACCUUCAUGGAAAAGGACAACCGGUGAUAGACUGGCCAACUAGGCUAAAAAUAGCAGUGGGAUCAGCGAAAGGAUUGAGUUAUUUGCACGAAGAUUGCCAUCCUCGGAUUAUACACCGCGACAUCAAAUCCGCAAACAUUUUACUUGAUAAUCAGUUUGAAGCGAUGGUUGCCGAUUUCGGGUUGGCAAAACUCUCCACAGACAAUAACACUCAUGUUUCAACUCGUGUCAUGGGAACAUUUGGGUAUUUGGCUCCGGAGUAUGCAUCAAGUGGGAAGCUAACGGAGAAGUCCGACGUGUUCUCAUUUGGCGUCAUGCUCUUGGAACUAAUCACCGGCCGUCGACCCCUCGAUCUUACCAACAACCUCAUGGAAGACAGCUUAGUUGAUUGGGCGAGGCCACUCAUAGCGAAAGCAGUUGAGGAUGGCAACUAUGAUGAGUUGGCCGAUCCGCGGCUGGAGGGAAACUAUAACUCUCACGAGAUGGGUCGGAUGGUCGCCUGCGCAGGCGCUUGCAUUCGACAUUCCGCCAAAAGGCGUCCUAAGAUGAGUCAGAUUGUGCGGGCUUGGGAAGGGGAUUUUUCGCUAGACGACUUGAACGAUGGUGGGGCCGGGAGGGGGACGACGGCGACGAGGUCGAGCGAGACGGGGUUGUACGACACGCGGGCAUACAAUGCGGACAUGCUGAAGUUUAAGGAGAUGGUGAUGUCGAACCAGGAGAGCAGCGAGUACGGCGGCGGCCAUGCGUCCAACUCCACCACCAGUUUCGACGAUUCCGGGGAACACUCCUCCGCUCCCCAACACAACAACUUCUAACUAGUGCUAGUAUUUCAUACAAGUACGAACAGAUAUAUUACUACGAUACAACGUGUAUGGAGAUCAUUCAAUUCGAUCAAUUCUGAUCUAUUCAUAU
This is a messenger RNA of Cuscuta campestris, 1396 nucleotides long. NCBI's taxonomy places the organism in Eukaryota, Viridiplantae, Streptophyta, Magnoliopsida, Solanales, Convolvulaceae. The record is from the annotation of a GenBank genome assembly.